Molecule: messenger RNA, 592 nt
Organism: Cyprinus carpio (common carp)
Lineage: Eukaryota; Metazoa; Chordata; Actinopteri; Cypriniformes; Cyprinidae
Source: RefSeq, a predicted model, not a curated record
AGGGGCAGGGUCUUUGGCUACUUCUGAACUGGGAAAAGUUCUCGUCUGACGUUCAUUUGAAGACAUUUUCUUUCGCAUCUUCUGCUUUACAGGGACAAUAGAAUGACAUUUUACCACAGAAUAACUUUGGCACUGGCAAUAAUAUGCGUUUUUGGGGACAGUGGACUGGGAGUCCCAGCCAAAGGCAGGUACAUGUGGGUGAAAUGCAACCCGGAUCAAAAGAAUGCAAACUGUGUCACACAGAUGGGCCCCUUGGUGCCCCUAUCAGGGCAAAGCUCUCGACUUCCGCCUUCUGCUGCAAAACACAUAUUUCCAGUUAGCACAGAGGAAGCCACUCCUGAGACAGAGGAGCAGUCAGGAGAGGGCUCAGGUAACUCAGACACCUUCGCUCCUUAUAUCAUCAUGGAUCAGCAGUUGAUGAGAGACGGUCCAGAGCAAGUAGUCAACAAGAAUGAAGAAGAGGGAUCGACUGUCGAGUCCAGUGGAGACAUUGAUUACUCUGAAUAUGUUUCAACUGAGAAAAAAUAUAGGCUUUCUGAACAGGAUUUGAAAGAGGAAAACAUUAUUGCAUAAAAGGCUACAUUACAUCUCA